Fukomys damarensis (Damara mole-rat) is the source of this 2650-nucleotide messenger RNA. It is a transcript of the gene Edil3, whose product is annotated as EGF like repeats and discoidin domains 3. NCBI's taxonomy places the organism in Eukaryota, Metazoa, Chordata, Mammalia, Rodentia, Bathyergidae. The record is from RefSeq and is a predicted model, not a curated record. Bases 109 to 1536 code for a protein of 475 amino acids. Gene Ontology annotation, molecular function: calcium ion binding. The transcript is spliced from 11 exons.
GUUCUCCAGCUCGCCUUUCUUUCUAGCCAGCCAUCUUGUAAUUAUUGCAGGUCAUGUUACCACGUAGUUUUCUGAUUCCGUCGUGUUUUCAGCAGCUUGCUUCAGAAAAUGCCAGAUGGGAACUCCUUCAGUUUAUGGCACAGCAUCUACAAGCACGCAGGUGAUGCGUGUGACCCGAACCCCUGCGAGAACGGGGGCAUCUGUCUGUCUGGGCUGACGGACGAGUCGUUUUCCUGUGAGUGUCCGGACGGCUUCACGGAACCCAACUGCUCUGGUGUUGUGGAGGUUGCAUCAGAUGAAGAAGAGCCAACUUCAGCAGGUCCCUGCGUCCCGAAUCCAUGCCAUAAUGGGGGAACCUGUGAGAUCAGCGCAGCUUACCGAGGGGACACCUUCAUUGGCUAUGUGUGUAAAUGUCCCCGAGGAUUCAAUGGGAUUCACUGUCAGCACAACAUAAAUGAAUGUGAAGCUGAGCCUUGCAAAAACGGUGGAGUAUGCACAGACCUUGUUGCUAAUUAUUCCUGUGAGUGCCCGGGAGAAUUUAUGGGAAGAAACUGUCAAUAUAAAUGUUCCGGCCCAUUGGGAAUUGAAGGUGGAAUCAUAUCGAAUCAGCAAAUCACAGCCUCAUCUACCCACCGAGCUCUUUUUGGACUCCAGAAAUGGUACCCGUACUAUGCACGUCUUAAUAAGAAGGGACUGAUCAAUGCCUGGACAGCUGCAGAAAACGACAGAUGGCCGUGGAUUCAGAUAAAUCUACAAAGGAAGAUGAGAGUGACUGGACUGAUUACUCAAGGAGCCAAGAGGAUCGGGAGCCCGGAAUAUAUCAAGUCCUACAAAAUCGCCCACAGCAACGACGGGAAGACGUGGACCGUGUACAAAAUGAAAGGAACCAAGGAAGACAGGGUGUUCCGAGGAAAUGUCGAUAACAACACGCCCUAUGCUAACUCGUUCACGCCACCCAUCAAAGCUCAGUAUGUGAGGCUCUAUCCCCAGGUGUGCCGGAGGCACUGCACUCUGCGCAUGGAACUGCUCGGCUGUGAGCUAGCAGGCUGCUCAGAGCCCCUGGGAAUGAAGUCAGGACACAUACAAGACUAUCAGAUCACCGCCUCCAGCGUCUUCAGGACGCUCAACAUGGAUAUGUUCACCUGGGAACCCAGGAAGGCCCGGCUGGACAAGCAAGGCAAGGUGAAUGCCUGGACCUCUGGCCACAAUGACCAGUCGCAAUGGCUGCAGGUGGAUCUUCUUGUCCCUACCAAAGUGACCGGUAUAAUCACACAAGGAGCAAAAGAUUUUGGUCAUGUCCAGUUUGUUGGGUCCUACAAACUAGCCUACAGUGACGAUGGGGAACGCUGGACCGUGUACCAGGAUGAAAAGCAAAGGAAAGAUAAGGUUUUCCAGGGCAAUUUCGACAAUGACACCCACAGAAAAAAUGUCAUCGACCCCCCCAUCUAUGCACGACACAUAAGAAUCCUGCCCUGGUCCUGGUACGGGAGGAUCACGCUGCGGUCAGAGCUGCUCGGCUGCACGGAAGAGGAAUGAGAAACCCACGCACCCCACAUCCUCUCCUGUUCCCCAGAAAGUAUCUCCGUGGAAAGAACUGUGCAGAUCCAUAGGAAACUGAAUGUUUUUGUUUUGUUUUGUUUUGUUUUGAUGAAAAAGCUCUCAAAUUCUGGUAGGCCACUGUCUUUUUAAGGAAAUCUAAGCCUGCCUUUUCAGUGAUUUCAGUUUUAUGGUUCAACUCUCUUAAGUAACAUCACAUUAACUGUGAAUUACUUUUUCCAUUUUUUUUUUCGGAAUUAUUUACAUUGGUUGAGAUGGGUUAGGGAAAGAAAGUAGCCUUCUUUUUUAUAGCAAAGGUUUAAAAAAACCUCAUAGUUAUCGCCAAAUAAAAGAAGAAGAGUUGAUAGAGCUUUUACAAGAGAUGCUUAAUUCUUAUUAAAAAUACUACAAUGUUAGCAAUAAGUUUUUUUAAUGACUUUGCAUUACCUUGUUUCCCUGUGCCUGACACUCAGUGUUUAUAACAGAAUUUAGAAGAAUCUGUGAUAUGCAGCAGUACUAAUUAAUACUAUGAUUCCCACUUUACGUCCAUUGUUUCUAAUGAGAGAGUUCUGACUUUUUCCCCCUUGGACUUCAGCCUGUAUUCUUUACUUUGCUUAUUGCCUGAAUUAGUAUUUUUUCCAUUUGCAGUUUUUCAUAUUAUUUGCCCAAAGCAAAUGUUGUGUCCCUUUAUAUAUCUAUAGAAUAUGACUGAACAUCAGCAGAUUGAUCCAUAGUUAAUAUCAGUUACAUAUGUUUUAUUUCUGAGGAAAACUGCACCUAUGUAAUCCCCAAAUACCUCCUUUCUGUUGUUUCACUAUGAGGAACAGCAAAAGUACUAUGUCCCCUUAAAAUUUUUAAGUAUUUACUUAGCCCUAUGUUUACUUUGAAAUAACAGAAUCACGAAUCUUUGUCUAUUUCAAGAGCAUCUAGCAAACUAAUAUUAACACAGUGCUACAUCAUUUGGCCAAACAUACUCCUCUUCCCACAUUUCCUGUGAAACCAAAAUUCUGUCGAUAUUUGAAACUCGUGGUGGUUUCCCAGGAAAGCACAUUGUGUAGUUAUUUGUAACAAGCGAAGUAUUUACUAAUGACAAUGUUGUAAACCAUUCUCAAGA